AUGGAACCUCAACGUCUUCCCCAUCCGUCAAGCAUGCCGCCCGAUGACAUCGCCCAUCCAACCCCCGCGCGAUCCGGGAUGGAUUCUCCGCCACGACAAGCAAGCACGCCAAAAAAGACGACUGCGAAGGGGAAAACGAGAAAAUCGGACCGGAAGCCUCCCCGGGCGAAGGCAACCAAGGCGGCGUCCUCGCCAGUGCCCAUCCUGAGAUUGCCACCUGAAAUCGUCCUCCUCAUCGACGAACUGCUCGUGCUGCAGGAUCGCCUCGCUCUCAGCCGCACGAACCGUAAAUUUUACACUAUCAUCAACCCCGUCAUUUACCGGGACAAUGUUAGGUUCGCCAACGCCUCGUGCCUCUUCUGGGGCGCCGAGAACGGCCAGCUGGGCACACUGAAGCACGCGCUCGCAGCUGGCGCCGACCUGAACGCCUCGGGCCCGUUGCCUGGUAAGAUCAGCGCUGGCGACGGCCCUGGCGCCGAGAACGACCACCCCGAAAGCGAUGGGAACGGUGACGCCGACCCCGCCGCCGACUUGGAGGAACCGUUGAAUCCCAGCUUGGAGCCGUCGUGCACCGCGCUGCACCUAGCGGCUAAGAACGGGCAUCGCGAUAUCGUCGAGUGGCUGCUCGACAACGGCGCUAACAUCGACGCGCCCUCAUACCGAGUCUGCGACUGCCAGUCCCUUAAGGGCGGGAGGCACCCCUCGCACCGCCUCUCCGAGUGGCCGCGGUGGCGCGCCCUCCACACCGCCAUGUGCAACCAAGAACGGGCCGUGGCCGAGUUGCUCCUCUUCCGCGGCGCCUCGCUCGAGCUCGAUGCCGCACCCGAGCACAAGCACACGGCGCUCCACUCGGCCGCCGCCCACGGCCUGAUCCCCAUCAUCAAACUGUUGGCGCUGGACGACGUCCACCUCGACGUCAACCAGCGGGACGCCUGGGGCAACACGGCGCUGCACUACGUGUCCGAGAUCUGGAGCCCGCGCGACUCGGCCGACAUACGAGACACGAUCGCGAAGCUGCUUGCCCUGGGCGCUGAUCUGGAGGCGCACAACGACAACGGCCACACGCCUUUGCUCAACGCGUGCUACCGGGGCAACUUCGCGGUGGCGCACCGGCUGGUGAGCUUUGGUGCCAAUCCGGACCCGCACCGGCACAUCCCCCACUUCCGCGACUUCCGGCCGCUGUACUACUGCAUGCUGCAGCGCACCGAGUUCUUCGAUGUGGACGAGGCGCCGGUCAAGCAUGACGAGUUCGAAGGCAACCGCGUGACGCUGAUCAAGGCCCUGGUGGAUGCCGGCGCCGAUGUCAAUGCCCGGUUUGACAAGCGCGGCCACCGCAGCGCGACCCCGCUCAUGCUUGCCUGCGAGCUUGCAGAGCCGCGCGCCGUGGCCGCCCUCGUCCAGUGCGGCGCCGAGAUCCACGCUCAGGACCGCAGCGGGAGGACGGCGCUGUGCUACGCCGUGACGUUGCGCGUCGACCACCGCGGCGAGGUGCCCGAGAUCGCAUCCAUCCUGCUCCGCCACGGGGCCCGCAUGGACCUGGAGGAGGAGCCCAACAGCAGCCCGCUCGAGACCGCGAUAAAGCACAUCCGGUGGGCGGAUGACGACGUGCUCGAGGCCAUGCUCAGCGUGGCCGACGGGCGAAACCUCACCGAGGCGAAGCUUAAGAACGCGCUGCGGAAUUGCGCUUCCUGCGGGAACUACAAGGCGCUGAAGCUUCUCCUCCAGUACGCGGAGCGCGUGUACGAAGUCACGGACGCGGACGUGAAGGAGUACCUCUGCCGUAUCAUCGAGCAGAGCGACGCAUGGAACCAGGUCGAGACGUUCAACUGCAUGAUGGACUUUGGCCGGCCCGUCUACACGAACGAGAUGCUCCUGCUCAAGACCAUGUUGCAGCAGAACCGCGAGCUGAGCCUGGCCGUGCUGGAGCGCGGCGUCUCGGUCAGCGAGCCGCGCUUCCACGGCGGCCAGACCUACCUGCAUCUCGCGUGCCAGUGGGGUGACCCGGAUGUUGUCAGGGCCCUUCUGGAGCGCGGCGCCGACGUCAACGUGUUCGACCACGAGCUGCGGACGCCGCUGUCCAUCGCGGUCAGCGAGAACUUCAUCUGCAUCGCGGUGGAGCUCAUGAAGGAGGUUGCCGACCCGUUCCUCGUGCCGCCGGACUCUUUGCUGCAAGAGCUCUUCAGCCAAGACGACGCCGGCGACGGCCCCGACGACGAAUGGCGCUUCAUCAAGCGGCGCUACCUGACGGCGUUCGACCUCGCCAUCCGCGACGACCGCGUCGUGAUCCUCAACGAGAUGCUCUCGCGCUUCGCGCUGCCCGACAUCCCCGCCGGCGCCCGCUUCAGCUACGUCCACCGGGCCGCGCAGAACCCGAACCCGGCCGUGCUCGCGGCGCUGCUCGGCCGCGGCGCCGACCCGGCCGGCGGCGCCCGCGGCCCCGCCGAGCCCGCCGUGCGCCUCGUCCGCCGCGUCUGGGACGCGCCCCGCCCGCCCGACGCCGCCGUCGGCCUGCUGCAAACCGCCAAGCUGCUGAUCGACAGGUACGACAGCCCCGCGCUGGCCGCCCUGGUCCGCGAGAUCGCCCUGUGCGACGACCCGGACCCCGAUCGCCGCGCGCUGCGCGACCUCGUCGUCCGCGAGCUCGGCAUCUGCGUGGAGCCGGGCAAGGGCGGUCCCGGGGCCGAGCCGGUCGUCCGCAUCGUCAAGACGGACCUGCUGCCGGAGCCGCUUCCGCAGGAUAGCAAGGCUUGCAAGGUCAUAUGAUGCCUGCCUGCCGACAAAGUUUGCAAAGUCUUAUGAUGCCCGUAGUUCCGGGUGUAAGCGUGGUUUUUACCUCCUUUCCCAGGUACCUUUUCCUUUUUCUCCGUUGUUUCGAAUUUGCAUCAAAAAGCGGGUCGGUUUCAAAGCAGUUUACACAGAACGGAUUACGCAAAGAAGCGGGGGCUAGGGUAUACGGGACAUGUUGCUUGCUUGCUUACGGGGCUGGGCCGGGUUGGAAAUGGGCUGGGCUGGGCUUGGGAAACUU
Thermothielavioides terrestris NRRL 8126 is the source of this 3025-nucleotide messenger RNA. RefSeq lists its product as uncharacterized. NCBI's taxonomy places the organism in Eukaryota, Fungi, Ascomycota, Sordariomycetes, Sordariales, Chaetomiaceae. Bases 79 to 2763 code for a protein of 894 amino acids. The record is from RefSeq and is a predicted model, not a curated record. Gene Ontology annotation, molecular function: protein binding. The transcript has a single exon.